UUAAUAGAAAAUAUGUUAGAAAUUUAGCUUCUAACUUUUAUUAUCCACAAAAUGGUUAUAUUACAGAAAACACUCAUUGUAUUUUGUUCUGUUUCUAUUUUUUCAUACUGAAAUGAUUAACCUCUCUCUUUGUAACAUAGAACCUCAUGGAAUUUCUUACGUGGAACAACUUUUGAUAUGUGCACAUCCUUCAAUUAUAACAUUAGUUGCAUAUUAAUUAAUCUGAUACUGAAUUUGACUUGUGUAUUAUCCCUGACUAAAAGAAAAUUAAUACCCAAAUCUGUCUUUCAGGCAGUAACAGCGAAGAAUUUUGAAACAAAGGAUUUUCGAGCCUCUCUAGAGAAUGGUGUUCUGUUGUGUGAUUUGAUUAAUAAGCUUAAACCUGGUAUCAUUAAGAAGAUCAAUAGACUGUCCACACCAAUAGCAGGUUUGGAUAAUAUAAAUGUUUUUUUGAAAGCUUGUGAGCAGAUUGGAUUGAAAGAAGCCCAGCUUUUCCAUCCCGGGGAUCUACAGGAUUUAUCAAAUCGAGUCACUGUCAAGCAAGAAGAGACUGAUAGGAGAGUGAAAAAUGUUUUGAUAACAUUGUACUGGCUGGGAAGAAAAGCACAAAGUAACCCCUACUAUAAUGGCCCAUAUCUUAAUUUGAAGGCAUUUGAGAAUCUUUUGGGACAAGCUCUGACUAAGGCUCUUGAAGACUCCAGCUGCCUGAAAAGAAGCGGCAGGGACAGUGGUUACGGUGAUAUCUGGUGCGCUGACCGGGGAGAGCUUCCCGUCGCUCCAGGCAGCCACAGGAGAGAAGAUUCAUUUGAAAGCUUGGACUCACUGGGGUCUCGGUCAUUCACAAGCUGCUCCUCUGACAUCACGCUGAGGGGUGGACGUGAGGGUUGCGAAAGUGACACAGAUUCUGAAUUUACAUUCAAAAUGCAGGAUUAUAACAAAGAUGAUAUGUCCUAUCGAAGGAUUUCGGCCAUUGAACCAAAGUCUGCUUUACCAUUCAAUCGUUUCUUACCCAACAAAAGCAGACAGCCAUCCUACGUGCCGGCGCCCUUGAGGAAGAAGAGGCCGGACAGAAACGAGGACAACAGAAGAAGCUGGGCAAGCCCCGUGUACACAGAGGCAGACGGGCCGUUUCCAAGUAACGAGAGGAGGACUUGGGGCGCAAGCGUGGAGAACUGGACAACUUCAACCUCCUUUUGUUACCUGGAGGAAGACGAAGAGAAGACAAGCGUCCCCAACAUUGUCAAGGAUGAUCUUUAUGUGCGAAAGCUAAGCCCCAUCAUGCCAAACCCAGGGAACACUUUUGACCAGUUUCUUCCCAAAUGUUGGAUCCCAGAAGAUGUGAACUGGAAAAGAAUAAAAAGGGAAACUUACAAACCAUGGUAUAAGGAGUUUCAGGGAUUCAGUCCGUUUUUAUUACUUCAGGCCCUCCAAACAUAUUCUGAGGACAUCUUAUCUUCUGAAACAAAUAUCAAAAUCGAUCCCACUGCUGGCCCAAGGCUCAUAACUCGCAGGAAGAACCUAUCUUAUGCACCAGGGUAUAGAAGAGGGGACCUUGAGAUGUCAGCCCUCGAUCCUGACUUAGAGAAUGAUGAUUUCUUUGUCAGAAAGACUGGGGCUUUCCAUGCCAAUCCGUGUGUCCUCCAGGCUUUUGAAGACUUCAGAAGGUUUUCUGAGCGAGAUGACCCUAUAGAGCGAGAUAUUGUUCUGCAAUGCAGAGAAGGUGAACUUGUACUUCCAGACCUAGAGAAAGAUGAUAUGAUUGUUCGCCGAAUUCCAGCGCAGAAGAAAGAGGUGCCUCUGUCGGGGGCCCCAGAUAGAUACCAACCAGUCCCUUUCCCAGAACCCUGGAUGCUCCCUCCAGAAAUUCAAGCCAAGUUUCUCUGUGUACUUGAAAGGACAUGCCCAUCCAAAGAAAAAAGUAAUAGCUGUAGAGUGUUAGUUCCUUCAUAUCGGCAGAAGAAAGAUGACAUGUUGACUCGUAAGAUCCAGUCCUGGAGCCUGGGAACCCCUGUGCCUCCCAUCAGUUUCACCCCUGGCCCCUGCAGUGAGGCAGACCUACAGAAGUGGGAGGCCAUCCGGGAGGCCAGCAGGCUUAGGCACAGGAAACGGCUGAUGGUUGAGAGACUCUUUCAAAAGAUUUAUGGUGAGAAUGGGAGCAAGUCCUUGAGUGAUGUCAGCGCAGAGGAUGUUCAGAACUUGCGUCAGCUGCGUUACGAGGAGAUGCAGAAAAUGAAAUCACAAUUAAAAGAGCAGGAUCAGAAAUGGCAGGAUGACCUUGCAAAAUGGAAAGAUCGUCGAAAAAGCUACACUUCAGAUUUGCAGAAGAAAAAAGAAGAGAGGGAAGAAAUUGAAAAGCAGGCGCUUGAGAAAUCUGAGAGAAGCUCUAAGACAUUUAAGGAAAUGCUGCAGGACAGGGAAUCCCGAAAUCAGACAUCUACAGUUACAUCGAGCGAGAGAAUAUGUUCUUCUUCUGAUGUGCUGGAUGAAGACAAGCUUCCCCUGACACUAACUAUGUCAGAAGCAAGUCACCAGAGUGAGAGAGGAGAAGCGAAGGGAACAACCUAUCCUACAGAAAUUCCUAAACAGGAUUCUACAACCUUCGUGAAAAGAGAGGACACUCUAACAGCUGAAAUUCAGCUUCCUUCUGCAAGUCCCACAGAAGAGCAACGCCCAGCCUCUUUGUCUUCUCAGCGUUCACUGACUACACAAAUGGAGUCGACUCGGGUUUCAGCUUCUCUCCCCAGAAGUUACCAGAAAACUGAUACAGCUAGGUUGACAUCUGUGGUCACACCGAGACCUUUUGGCUCUCAGUCAAGGGGAAUCUCAUCGCUCUCGAGAUCCUACACGAUGGAUGACGUUUGGAAGUAUAAUGGAGACGUAGAAGGUGUUAAGAGAACUCAGUACAGUUCUGUCAGCACCUCUGUGCAAAAACCUGACCCACGCCAGCUUGCUUCCAGCUCCUUCAAUGAAAGAGGGGCCGGGACGUCGACACUGGGAGAGAAUGUGAUGAGGUUGCCUUCUCCUACACGCCCCUUCUCGUCUCUCUCCCAGGACCAGGCUGCCACUUCCAAUGCCACAUUGUCUUCAACCUCUGGCCUCAGUUUAAUGUCUGAGCUUGGAGAGGGGAGAAGCUCACCGCAGAUAGAGGGCUCAAGAUCAAAGGAUCAGUUCAGUGAUAUGAGAAUCAGCAUAAACCAGACGCCUGGGAACAGUCUUGACUUUGGGUUUACAGUAAAAUGGGAUAUUUCCGGGAUCUUCAUAGCAUCAGUCGAAGCAGGUAGCCCAGCAGAAUUUUCUCAGCUACAAGUAGAUGAUGAAAUUAUUGCCAUCAACAACACCAAGUUUUCAUAUAAGGACACAAAGGAGUGGGAAGAAGCCAUGGCUAAUGCUCAAGAAACUGGAAACCUAGUAAUGGAUAUCAGGCGGUAUGGAAAGUCUGGUUCACCUGAAACAAAGUGGAUUGAUGCAACUUCUGGAAUUUACAACUCAGACAGAUCUUCAAAUCUAUCAAUAGUGACUGAUUUCUCAGAAAGCCUUCAGAAUUCUAAUACUGAGUCCAAGGAAAUCAAUGGGAUUCGUGAUGAAAGCAAUACUUUUGAAUUAAAAGCAUCUGAACCUAUUUCUUUGAAAAACUUAAAAAGGCGAUCACAAUUUUUUGAACAAGGUAAACCACCAAGCUAUAACAAUUCAUGCAUUUUCAUGGAAUUGUUCCUACCCUCCACUCUUUCCCGAUGGUCUGUGGUGCUGGGCACUGAGCCUCCUCAGCUUGGCUGGUCAUCAGGCUUUUCUUACAGCUCAUGGGUCUACCUCUGUGGUAAUGGGUCUUGCGUGUCCUUUGAGAAAUACCAACGUGAGCAGGAGAAACUAAGGGAAGAGUGGCAGAGGGCUAAGCAGGAGGCUGAGAGAGAGAAUUACAAGCUUUUGAAUGAGGAGCUAAUGGUCCUAAACUCAAACAGCAUUGUGUUGACCACCCGGGAGCCCGCUGUUGCCACCUUGGAAGCCGCCUGGGGCGAAGGGUCCAAGUCUUCCGACAGGGAAGGAACCCGAGCAGGAGAAGAGGAGAGGAGACAGUGGCAAGAGGAAGAUGUGAAUGAAGACCAAAGAAAGAAGCUGCAGGAACAACUCACUCUUGAGAAAGAGAGAGAAUUGAAGGAGCAACAAUAUCAGGAAGAGCAGGAGGAAAUACGGCGCCAGGCAGAGGAGCAGGAGCGCCAGGCAGAGGAACAGAAGCGCCAGGCCGAGGAGCAGAAGCGCCAGGCCGAGGAGCAGAAGCGCCAGGCCGAGGAGCAGAAGCGCCAGGCCGAGGAGCAGAAGCGCCAGGCCGAGAGAGAGAGGGAAACGUCAGUGAGAAUAUACCAGUAUCGAAGGCCUGUUGAUUCCUAUGAUAUACCAAAGGGAGAGGAAGAAUCUUCAGGUUUGCUUCCUAGUGACAGGAAUAAAUCCAGAUCCACUACUGAACUGGAUGAUUACAACACAAAUAAAAACGAAAGCCAUAAAUAUGUAGACCGAGUUGGGAGCAAUAGCUCAUCGCAGAGGGGCUCCAAGAAGGACCAAGUUCCAUCAGGAGCAGAGCUGGAGAGGCAACAGAUCCUUCAAGAAAUGAGGAAGAAGACGUCCCUUCACACUGACAACAGCUGGAUCCGACAGCGCAGUGCCAGUGUCAACAAAGAGCCCAUUUGUCUGCCUGGGAUUAUGAGAAGAGGUGAAUCUCUAGAUAACCUGGAAUCCCCAAGAUCCAACUCUUGGAGACAGUCCCCUUGGCUCAAUCAGUCUACAGGGGUCUAUGCUUCUUCCUCUGUCCAAGACUUUAGUCGCCCGCCACCUCAGCUGGUGUCCACAUCAAACCGUGCCUACAUGCGAAAUCCAGCCUCCAGCAUCCCCCCUCCUUCAGCUGGUCCUGUGAAGACCACCCCCGCACCAUCCCCCACUCCACGUGGCCAUUUCCCUUCAACUUCACCAUUAGGCUCCCAGCCACGAAACAGUGUGUUGCCUGUGAGUGUGACCUCGGAGGUUCUUCCUCAGGAGCCGAAGUCAGAAUCAGAAACAACCAACUCUACUGCAACAACUGCUAUCUCAGAUUCAAAUCUGGACGGCCAACCGCCAUGUGAUGUAAGCCUCCAUACGAAAGCACUGUUGCAGAUAGAAGAAGAGUUGGUUGCUGCUGAUGUAGAUCUAUAAAUAUAUGUUGUAUGUCUAUUUUUUGCUCUCUUUUUUUAAAAAAGAAUAACCCUUUUUUUUUUUUUUUUGCCUCUGUAGAUUACAUCAGAGCCGUAUAGUCUUGGUAGAACCUGUAUUUUUGUCAUUGUUUAUUUAUAAGGAGGUAAUUGUGUGGGGGGAAAAGUGCAGUAUUUACUUUCUGAGUUCAGCUUCUUAAAAGCACAAGGGAGAAAAGAACUUCAAAAUAUUUUUGAGGCUGAUAGUGAUCAGUGGUGUUUUGAAGAGGGUUAUUUUAUUGUUUUUUUAAAGGUUCUGAAACAUUAUUUGAAAUAGUUAAUAUAAAUGUAUAAUUGCAUUUGCUCUGUUUAUUGUAAUGUACGCUAAAUUAAUACAGAACCAUAUGGAAAAUUUCAUGAAAAUGCACCCCCCAAAUUUGCUUUCUGUAUCCUUCUUUUAAACUAUAUAUUAUGAUUUGAAAAAAUUAGCUUAUAUAAAAUUUUAUUUGCUUGAUGAGGGGAGCUCUGUUUUCUUCAGAAUUAUCACUAACCAGUUCCCAAUAGAAAGCUGCUGCUUUUCAUUAAUGAAAAAUCAUUAGAGUUUGUACACCAGAAAUUUUCUCCAGAGGCUAGUGAGCCUUUCUGUCCAACUGCAUUUGUAAAUAAAAUUACUGAUGCAUUUAAGGA
Molecule: messenger RNA, 5840 nt
Organism: Miniopterus natalensis
Lineage: Eukaryota; Metazoa; Chordata; Mammalia; Chiroptera; Miniopteridae
Source: RefSeq, a predicted model, not a curated record